Biomphalaria glabrata is the source of this 4188-nucleotide messenger RNA. RefSeq lists its product as uncharacterized. The transcript has 4 exons. The record is from RefSeq and is a predicted model, not a curated record. NCBI's taxonomy places the organism in Eukaryota, Metazoa, Mollusca, Gastropoda, Planorbidae. The coding region runs from base 162 to 3788 and encodes 1208 amino acids.
UCCAUGCCUAUACAUUUCUCUCUGCCGAGGAUACCAUAUCGAUACUAAACUAAAUAGAAAACAUACCUGAAUCAAAAGUCCAUUUUUUUAACUAUUUGAAACAAACAAAUUUUGCUACAAGAGUAUACAAAAAAAAAAACAAGCAAUAACUAAGGUGAACGAUGAGAAAAACAGCGUCUUUCUUCCUUCGGGUGUCCUCCAUUUUGAUUUUGAUUCACGCCGCACGCUCCCAGCACGUGAUGUCCCAGUUCGUACCGCCACUGACGGAAUCCCAUACUGCCCAGCUGUAUGACAUGAAGGUCAAGGAAAAUGGGUUAUUCUCCCAAAUGAAGGUAAACGCUGGACAAGAGAGCUUGUCGUCUCGCAAUAGCUGGACUGACUUCUUGGACAACGGACAAGUUAGAACCACAUUAAAUGAUCUAAACAGAAAGACUUUAAAACAAAAUAGAAAGAGUAUUACUACAGCAAGUCAAGAAAGAGAAAAUAUGGCAAGAAAUAGUGAUGUCAGGAGAAGUAUGUCAAGAGAUACUGAUGCCAGGAGAAGUAUGUCAAGAGAUACUGAUGCCAGGAGAAGUAUGUCAAGAGAUACUGAUGCCAGGAGAAGUAUGUCAAGAGAUGCUGAUGCCAGGAGAAGUAUGUUAAGAAAUAGUGAUGCCAGGAGAAGUAUGUUAAGAGAUAGUGAUGUCAGGAGAAGCAUGUUAAGAGAUACUGAUGUCAGGAGAAGUAUGUCAAGAGAUAGUGAUGCCAGGAGAAUAUUGUCAAGAGAUACUGAUGCUAGGAGAAGUAUGUCAAGAGAUAGUGAUGUCAGAAGAAGUAUGUCAAGGGAUAGUGAUACUAGGAGAAGUAUGUCAAGAGAUACUGAUGCCAGGAGAAGUAUGUCAAGAGAUAGUGAUGUCAGAAGAAGUAUGUCAAGGGAUAGUGAUACUAGGAGAAGUAUGUCAAGAGAUAGUGAUGCCAGGAGAAGUAUGUCAAGAGAUAGUGAUGCCAGGAGAAGUAUGUCAAGAGAUAGUGAUGCCAGGAGAAGUAUGUCAAGAGAUAGUGAUGCUAGGAGAAGUAUUUCAAGAGAUACUGAUGCUAGGAGAAGUAUGUCAAGAGAUAGUGAUGUCAGAAGAAGUAUGUCAAGGGAUAGUGAUACUAGGAGAAGUAUGUCAAGAGAUACUGAUGCUAGGAGAAGUAUGUCAAGAGAUAGUGAUGUCAGAAGAACUGUGUCAAGGGAUAGUGAUACUAGGAGAAGUAUGUCAAGAGAUAGUGAUGCUAGGAGAAGUAUGUCAAGAGAUACUGAUGCCAGGAGAAGUAUGUCAAGAGAUACUGAUGCUAGGAGAAGUAUGUCAAGAGAUAGUGAUGUCAGAAGAACUAUGUCAAGGGAUAGUGAUACUAGGAGAAGUAUGUCAAGAGAUAGUGAUGUCAGAAGAAGUAUGUCAAGAGAUACUGAUGCUAGGAGAAGUAUGUCAAGAGAUAUUGAUGCUAGGAGAAGUAUGUCAAGAGAUACUGAUGCUAGGAGAAGUAUGUCAAGAGAUACUGAUGCUAGAAGAAGUAUGUCAAGAGAUACUGAUGCUAGGAGAAGCAUGUCAAGAGAUAGUGAUGUCAGAAGAAGUAUGUCAAGAGAUACUGAUGCCAGGAGAAGUAUGUCAAGAGAUACUGAUGCUAGGAGAAGUAUGUCAAGAGAUAGUGAUGUCAGAAGAACUGUGUCAAGGGAUAGUGAUACUAGGAGAAGUAUGUCAAGAGAUAGUGAUGCUAGGAGAAGUAUGUCAAGAGAUACUGAUGCCAGGAGAAGUAUGUCAAGAGAUACUGAUGCUAGGAGAAGUAUGUCAAGAGAUAGUGAUGUCAGAAGAACUAUGUCAAGGGAUAGUGAUACUAGGAGAAGUAUGUCAAGAGAUAGUGAUGUCAGAAGAAGUAUGUCAAGAGAUACUGAUGCUAGGAGAAGUAUGUCAAGAGAUACUGAUGCUAGGAGAAGUGUGUCCAGAGAUAGUGAUGCCAGGAGAAGUAUGUCAAGAGAUAGUGAUGCCAGGAGAAGUAUGUCAAGAGAUAGUGAUGCCAGGAGAAGUAUGUCAAGAGAUAGUGAUGCCAGGAGAAGUAUGUCAAGAGAUAGUGAUGCUAGGAGAAGUAUGUCAAGAGAUAGUAAUGCUAGGAGAAGUAUGUCAAGAGAUACUGAUGUCAGGAGAAGUAUGUCAAGAGAUAGUGAUGCCAUGAGAAGUAUGUCAAGAGAUAGUGAUGUCAUGAGAAGUAUGUCAAGAGAUGCUGAUGCCAUGAGAAGUAUGUCAAGAUAUAGUGAUGCCAGGAGAAGUAUGCCAAGAGAUGCUGAUGCCAGGAGAAGUAUGUCAAGGGAUAGUGAUGCCAUGAGAAGUAUGUCAAGAGAUACUGAUUCAAGGAGAAGUUUGUCAAGAGAUACUGAUGCCAGGAGUAUUUUGUCAAGAGAUAGUGAUACUAGGAGAAGUAUGUCAAGAGAUAGUGAUGUCAGGAGAAGUAUGUCAAGAGAUAGUGAUGUCAGGAGAAGUAUGUCAAGAGAUAGUGAUGCCAGGAGAAGUAUGUCAAGAGAUACUAAUGCCAGGAGAAGUAUGUCAAGAUAUAGUGAUACCAGGAGAAGUAUGUCAAGAGAUACUGAUGUCAGAAGUAUGUCAAGAGAUAGUGAUGCUAGGAGAAGUAUGUCAAGAGAUACUGAUGUCAGAAGUAUGUCAAGAGAUAGUGAUGUCAGGAGAAGUAUGUCAAGGGAUAGUGAUGCCAGGAGAAGUAUGUCAAGAGAUUGUGAUGCCAGGAGAAGCAUGUCAAGAGAUACUGAUACUAGGAGAAGUAUGUCAAGAGAUAGUGAUGCCAGGAGAAGCAUGUCAAGAGAUACUGAUACUAGGAAAAGUAUGUCAAGAGAUAGUGAUGCCAGGAGAAGUAUGUCAAGAGAUAGUGAUGCCAGGAGAAGCACGUCAAGAGAUACUGAUACUAGGAGAAGUAUGUCAAGAGACAGUGAUGCCAGGAGAAGCAUGUCAAGAGAUACUGAUGCCAGGAGAAGCAUGUCAAGAGAUACUGAUACUAGGAGAAGUAUGUCAAGAGAUAGUGAUGCCAGGAGAAGCAUGUCAAGAGAAAGUGAUGCCAUUAGAAGCAUGUCAAGAGAAAGUAAUGUUAUAAAAGCAAUAAGAAAAGAAAAUAAUGUGUGUAAAGUUCGAUCUAAAGAUAUUAAUUUAAUACAAUCUCUUGACAGCGAAAUCAAAGCAUUAGACUUUCAUUCUGAAAUAGAUUUCACGUCGGAGGUCUCGGAUCAAGAAGUAAACAAAACCCUGAGCUCUCUUUGGCUUACGAAGCACUCACUUUCUCCAAAGCAGAUAACGCUUCCUGUUUCAGAUGCAGCUCAUUCAUAUAGUUCAGUAUUGCCUUAUUUCAAGCCUUCCGGUAAAGAUUGCACUAAGUUUUUGUCUCCAGAUUUCAGUACAUUUCCCCUACUCAAUGCGUGCCAGUCAGAUAACGAACCACUUGGUUGUUCAACAUAUGCGACAGAUGUAAAACACCAGAUCGUUAAGGUCAUGCCAACUAAAAAGCAGUUCAGUCAAAGUGAAAAUAAUCUCAAUCUACCCGACUUCACCAUGAACAAAAACGAUCGAGUUGACAACAGAAUGUUCAGUGACGCGGUUAGUCGACAAAACCAAGAAAGCAUUCAAUCUGAAGAGACGUUGGCAACAUUUUCACAGCUUACCUGGCUGGAUGAUGUAUGGACGUCACUCAGGGUUGGAGUUGUCGGCCUUAUCGGGCUCUCGGGUCUCUUCAUGAACAAGCCACCCUUCUCAGCCAAGAGCUCAACUUUUUAAGUACCACCAGAGGGCGCAUCGGGCCAACAGUAGCAGAAGAUAAUUCAUUAGAAGAAGAUCUACAUCGUCCUUUGAUGUCACUGAUCUACACAUAUUAUACAAUAAUAAUCUUUUCAUAUAAUUUAUUUUAAUUCAUAAUGACUUCAAAGUCUAGACUCCAGAUGUAAACAUAUAUUUACAAUAAUUGAAAUAUUUAACUUCAUUAACCGUUGUCUUUUUUUUUAAACUCUUUCUCUCCGUAAUUAUUUACCACAUUCUGAUGGAAUCAACGUUGGUAUCGUCAGUUAGGAGAGAAAGAGUUAACAGCGUUGUUAAAAUUUGAAGUUAAUUUGUCGUACUCCCUCUGUCAAUUCUAUUUGAAUAAAAUGUUACUGAACUAAUGAAAAUAUCAAAUUUCUUA